CCGGUUGCACGCGUCAUAUCCGCUCAGGGAGCGAAGUGUUGCUGCUUGUUUGCUGACUGCAAUCUGCAGAACACCGUAUAGCCUUAAGGGCUUCUGAAAGCAGCUUUGACCAUGGUUAAAUGUGUGGUCCAAGGCUGCCCUAACAGAAGUUACACAAAGGCUGAGACCACAAAUCGACCUCGCAAACGGUUUUUCAGUUUUCCUAAAGACCCAGCCAGAGUUAAAGUUUGGCUAGCAGCACUUAGAGAGACCGACAAAGUGCCUUCUGAUGAGCAUCGAAUAUGUGAAGACCAUUUUCUGAAAGAUCACAUAACGCAACGCGGAAUAAGUGAAGAUGCGAUCCCUAUUAUGCCCCCGUAUUUGGAUGGACCGCUGGCCAUGAGUGCUGGAACUGCUUCUGACGAGCAAGAAGACCUCUCGGAUGCUGUUGAUUUGCAGGAUGAGUGUUCAUACAAAGGUGGGGAGGGUCAUUUGUGGGAGGCAGAAGCUCCUGAACGACCUGACUCGGGAGAUGAAAUGGAAACUUUUACUGCACAGACAUCAACUUUGACAUACGGACCCCAGAACAGCAAAGUUGACUCCGAGUUCUCCAUGCCGAGGUAUCGCUGUGACGUGUCGUUGGGCCGGCUCACCAAGCGCUUCAUGGGGCUGCUGAGCGAGGCGCCCAACGGCAUCGUGGACCUCAACGAGGCGGCCCGCAUCCUGGGCACCCGCAAGAGGCGCGUCUACGACGUCACCAACGUGCUGGACGGCAUCCAGCUCAUCAAGAAGCGCAGCACCAGCCAGAUCCAGUGGGUGGGUUCAGUCCCGGCCAGCGAGCUGGGCGUACAGUGGAAGGACAAGCUUCGGGAGGAGCUGAUGGACCUGUCGGCCAUGGAGGAGGCCCUGGACGUGCUGAUUAGGGACUGCGCCCAGCAGCUCUUCUUCCUCACCGACAACAAGGGGAACGCCGACUCGGCCUAUGUGACGCACGAGGAUAUCUGCCGGAUUGAAGCCUUCCGGGAGCAGGUGGUCAUUGCCAUCAAAGCUCCUGAGGAGACCAGGCUGGAAGUCCCCGCACCCAAAGAGGAUGGCAUCCAGAUCCACCUGAAGGGCACGCGAGGCCCCAUCAGUGUUCUGACCUGCGAGACGGGGGGUGAGGGGUCAGGAAAAGCAGUGGACGGCUCGUUCUCCACGCUGGAGGACAGCAGGAUACACACCGCGCCUCUGCUUAAGGACCAACCUCUCCAACCAUCUGUGAAGACCCCCUGAAGACCAAAUUUACCUCUGCUCACCACUUUAUACUCAACACUACUCCUCGACCUGCAAGAGACUUUCUCCGUAGACAUUACCACUUGCAGUAAAUGGAGCCAUUUGAGUCUUUCUCUGGGAGGCCUCUAACUGUUCAUUUGUAUUUCUUUGCUGAUAUUUUGAGGAACUGUUUUUUUGUUGUCGUUUUUGACAUAUAGAGCUUUUCAUGUAUAGAGAAAUGCAUGAAGCUGGAAGUACAACCAUGAAAUCAAAUUGUAUGAAAAUGAUUAUGCUAAAAGAUUUAUUUUUAUACAUAUAAUUUUAAGAUGAGAAAAAAUGAAAGAAAAAGGACUGUGGGUCAUUAUGCCACAGUGCCAAGUCCUUCGUUGACCAAGCUAAAGACAAUGCAGAUUAAAGCGUUGAUUUAUCCUGUCUCUCCAUUGCUCUUCAGUGUAAACAAGUAGGCGUUUUAAUUUUGCUGCAUAGAAAAUAACAUAAGCCUGCAAAUAAUGUACUCCUAAAAUGUGUGCCUAGACAAUGUGAAUAUCAAACCAAUGUAUACCUAUAAAUUCAGUUUAAUAACAUUGCAA
This is a messenger RNA of Conger conger (European conger), 1820 nucleotides long. It is a transcript of the gene e2f6, whose product is annotated as E2F transcription factor 6. Gene Ontology annotation, molecular function: DNA-binding transcription factor activity, RNA polymerase II-specific; protein dimerization activity; RNA polymerase II cis-regulatory region sequence-specific DNA binding. Bases 112 to 1251 code for a protein of 379 amino acids. The transcript has 8 exons. Gene Ontology annotation, cellular component: RNA polymerase II transcription regulator complex. The record is from RefSeq and is a predicted model, not a curated record. Gene Ontology annotation, biological process: regulation of transcription by RNA polymerase II. Lineage: Eukaryota; Metazoa; Chordata; Actinopteri; Anguilliformes; Congridae.